GUGGGAGAAAUAGAGGUUGGGGGUGAAAUACGGUGGUCCUGGGGGACGAGACUCCAGAGGUUUGACGAUUAGGAGUCAAGACGGGCUUAGAGCUGAGGGGAAAACCAGAGGCGGUCGAGGAGAGGCCGAAGUCCUCCUGAGAUGGAGUGGAAACUGGAGCGCACCGCCCCGCGGAGGGUCCGGACCGAAGAAGAGAUGCUGUGGGAGAACGUCAUGCGGGUGCUUGCCAAAGACAUGAAGCAGAAGAGAAGCCAAGGUUCUUCCAAGGUAUUUGAUGAGGUUAAUCCUACAUAUUCUGACUUUAAGAGCAACUUCCUGAAGAGGCUGUCAGCCGAGGUUCCCGUUGCCAGUAGCCCAGUCACCACAAGAUGGCGGCAAAGCCAAACCAGGGAUUUUGCAGCCUAUUCUUUUGAGGAAGAACAUUCAACCACUGACCUCCCAGAAACUUCCGGAUCCGUGCUGAAGAUAACGCCUGAGGAGGAGACCUUGAUUCUAGGAUCCUACAAAGAACCGCUGAAGGCCCCCAUCAAAGGAAGUUUUGAAACAAGUAACUCUACUCUCCUUUUUUGCAAGGCAUCUCAUGCACUGGACAGAGGCUGGAAGGAAAACAUUGCCUUGAAAGGCCAGAAAUGCCUAAAUCAGCUAUUUUCAACCCAGAAGGUGGCUCACCAGGUUAAUGGGAAAAUGCAGCUCUGUGAGCAAUCCCAAUGUGCUUGGAAAUGCUGCAAAGAUGGAGUCAGAGAUGAAUCCUUCCAUCUUAAAAGGUUCGGUGAUAGAAACUAUUCCAUACUCCAACCAGAGGUGAAGAUUCAUCUCACUGGUCUUCGAAAUGACUACUAUCUAAAUAUCCUAGACUGGAAUUUUCAAAAUCUUGUUGCUAUAGCCCUUGGAUCUUCUGUAUACGUCUGGAAUGGGGAAAACCAUAAUGGGAUUGAACAUAUAGACUUAAGUCUCACUUGUAACUAUGUAUCUUCUGUGUCCUGGGUUAAAGAGGGAACCUGCCUGGCGGUUGGCACCAGCGAGGGAGAAGUGCAAUUAUGGGAUGUGGCAACUAAAAAGCAGCUGAGAAAUAUGCUUGGUCAUUUGUCAGUAGUUGGAGCUCUGAGCUGGAAUCACUGUAUCCUCAGCAGUGGGUCGAGACUGGGCCGUGUGUAUCAUCACGAUGUUCGGGUAGCCCAGCAUCAUGUUGGAACACUUCACCACAAGCAAGCCGUGUGUGCUCUGAAGUGGUCGCUCGAUGGCAAGCUGCUCUCCAGUGGCUGUAGUGACGGACUGCUGACCAUAUGGCCCCGUGAUUCAGGUGUGAGUGCACAGGGUCAACCACUAAAAGUCAUACCCCAACCUACAGCAGUCAAGGCCAUGGAUUGGUGUCCCUGGCAGUCUGCAGUCCUUGCUGUUGGAGGAGGAAUGAAGGAUGGACGCUUACACAUCUUGGACAUAAAUACUGGGCAGAGCAUCCAGACCCCAAGCACAAACUCACAGAUUUGUUCCCUAAUCUGGCUACCUAAGACAAGAGAGAUUGCAACUGGCCAAGGUACUCCUGAGAAUGAUGUGACUGUGUGGGCCUGUCCUGCUCUGGCUAGGUUGGGUGGAUUUUUUGGCCACAGAGGCAGAGUGCUGCACUUGGCUUUGAGUCCGGACCAGACCCGAGUGUUUUCUGCUGCAGCUGAUGGCACAGCCCGUGUAUGGAAUUGCUGCUAGCUGCUCUCCCCUCUAAGCUUCAGUUUCCUCAUUUCUAAGUAGGAAUAAUGGUACCGGCCUUGCCUUCUCCAGGGAGUUGUUGUGAGGGUCAAGCAAGAUGAAGUGCUUUUCCCCAUGUGGAUUCCUGUCUUCCCGACCUUCUUUCUCAGGUUACUUUAUUUGCUCUGCUUCCUCCCAUUGCAUUUCCCAGACGUUGUCUUUGACCUUCCAUUCUUCUCUCUCUCCUUUCCUCCUCUUCCUUUUUCUUCUCUAUCUUCCUUGUUAGAGAUGCAUUUCCACCGGUAUAGUCAGAACAAUAUCUGUAGCAUAGAUUUCUAAGUACUUCUUUCCCACUUGACUUUUCUCCCAAGCUCCAGCCUCCCAUUUCUGUCUGCCUCUGGAUAUUUCCUGCUUGAGAUCCUUUCCUGUCUUUAGCUCAAACUCAGUACUUUAAAAACACAACUCAUUCACUUGAAAUAUAUUGACUAAAAUCGUACUAAAUGCUGGGCGGUAUGCUAAGCAUCCGUAUUAUUUCCUGUCAAAAUGAGCUCCUCUGUAGGACUCCCUUUUCCCUCUUCACGGUCUCAUCCUUAUCCUGGUCGUCCAGUCACUCAGGGAGCCUCCUGAUUACUCUGCUCCAUGCUUACCCCGGUUCUCUUUUCUUUUGUUCAUCCUCUCAUGUCUUGAAUACCUGAUGACCAGUCUGUUAUAAUUGUCUUCUAACUGGUUUUCCUGUCUUUAGUCUUCAUGGGUCUCACAUCACUGUUAGGUUAAAUUUCCAAAAGCACUGUGCUGAUCCUGUCAGUCCCCUGCUCAUAAACUCUCAAUGGCUCCCUAUUGCCUAAACCCCUUGGCCUCAACUCGGAGUCCUGAGCCCAGAACCUGAAGUUAGGGGGCUGUUCUUGCCUCAGCUCUGCCAUAAACUGACUGAGUGACCUUGGGUGUGUCACAACAUUUGCAAGAAUAAGAAUUCGGAUUUGAUAAUUGCUAAGCUUUCUUCAAACUUGAUCAGUUCGCUGUUCUACCGUUUUAUUGUUAAUUCCCACCCAUCUCCUACAUCUCCCCUGGGCUAAGUCUUGUGAUUUCCUGCUUUGGAGCCUUUGUUGGAGCUUUUCUUCUAGUCUGGAGUUCCUGCUCCUCUCUUCCUUUCCUUUGCUCAUCUGCAUAAGUCCUAACCUCUCCAGGAAGUGUGUUGAAAUGCUGUUACCUGGGUUCAAACGCUUGGCAUCAGUCUGUGUCACCUAUUUGAUAUUAAUAUACUAUCCUAGUUAUUUUUAAAAUCUUUUAUUGCUAUGUGAAUCUUUGGUUAUUUUAGUUCUGAGAUGCUUAUUUCUUCCCUGGACAGUUAAAUUGAGGAGCUGAGGGAGCAUAUGUUAUACUUUUUAGUGCUCCUUGGAAUGUUUUGCCGUGUCAGAUAACAAAUAUUGAUUGAUUUGUUUGCUUUUGUCAUAAAAUGUUUUUUACCAAUACAUACACACCCCUUUAACCCCCUUCCCCCCACCAAAAAAAACCCCAUGAAACAAAACAAAAGCCUUCAUAAUUGAAAGUGGAAUAGUAUAUACAAGGGGAGUUAGGGUAGGACUCUCCUGUCAAAUUAGUGUUAACUUGCCAAUAUUUUCUUUUAUUUUCUCUGUUUUUUAACUCAGAAAAUCUGCUUGGUAGUGCUAGUAAUUCUUGCCUUAGAAAAUUUUAGGUCACCAAAAGCUACAAAUGUGAUACUUUUCUGCAAUACACACUCUUCUUCUUUAAGCUAAUGGUUUUAAUUUCAUCUUCUUUUUAAUUAGUCAGGUAUAAACUAUAAGAAAAUGUUUAGCAGGGAAAUGAGCAAAAUGAUUAGACCAUUUCCAGUGUCCCCCAUCAUUCUGAUCUGGGUCAUUCUGUCUUAACAGUCUCAUGACACUAAGUCUAGACCAAAUGUCACUUCUGUCAAUUAAUACUGGUGUGUAAACAAGGGGUUUUCAUUUAAGAAAAAUAGCAAUAUAUCUUUUACCUGCUAUUUGUUUUGGUGCGAAGUCUGGGAUAUGGUUUUAGUAGAGAAAAAAAGUGAACUUAUAGAUAGUACAUAAAACAG
Diceros bicornis minor is the source of this 3751-nucleotide messenger RNA. It is a transcript of the gene CDC20B, whose product is annotated as cell division cycle 20B. The record is from RefSeq and is a predicted model, not a curated record. Lineage: Eukaryota; Metazoa; Chordata; Mammalia; Perissodactyla; Rhinocerotidae. Gene Ontology annotation, cellular component: anaphase-promoting complex. The coding region runs from base 142 to 1701 and encodes 519 amino acids. Gene Ontology annotation, biological process: positive regulation of anaphase-promoting complex-dependent catabolic process; positive regulation of ubiquitin protein ligase activity; anaphase-promoting complex-dependent catabolic process. The transcript has 12 exons. Gene Ontology annotation, molecular function: ubiquitin ligase activator activity; protein binding; anaphase-promoting complex binding.